UUAAAUGUGUCAUAUAUUUUGUGUUCUCAAUCUUUAGGACAUUAAAUUGUAUGAUUGGUCAGAUGAAGCAUAUCUUGGCUGCAGAACAAAAGAAAACAGAUUUUAAGCCAGAAGAUGAAAACAAUGUUUUGAUUCAGUAUACUAAUGCAUGCGUAAAAGUCUGUGCUUAUGUAAGAAAACAAGUUGAGAAGAUUAAAAAUUCCAUGGAUGGGAAGAAUGUGGACACAGUUCUGAUGGAACUUGGAGUACGUUUUCAUCGGCUCAUUUAUGAGCAUCUUCAACAAUAUUCCUAUAGUUGUAUGGGUGGCAUGUUAGCAAUUUGCGACGUAGCUGAAUAUAGAAAAUGUGCCAAAGACUUCAAGAUUCCAAUGGUAUUACAUCUUUUUGACACUCUGCAUGCACUUUGCAAUCUCCUGGUCGUUGCUCCAGAUAACUUAAAGCAAGUCUGCUCAGGAGAACAACUUGCCAGUCUGGACAAGAACAUCCUUCACUCCUUCGUACAACUUCGUGCUGACUAUAGAUCUGCCCGCCUAGCUCGGCACUUCAGCUGAGUUGAAGUCACAAAGGAAAUGUGUUGUAUUUCAGAAGGCCUCGGGUGAUAGAAGCACAGGAGAUUCCUUAUGACACAGCCAAUGUUUUAUGUGAAGAAAUGACUGGAAGAAAGCAGCAGCCAUACUUACCCAGGAAUUUCAUUGAAAGUUGGACACCAUUAGCUAUAUUUUGCUUUUUAUCUUUUCCCUGUUACAUUGAAUUCCAUACUUUAAUUUAUAAAUUUCAAAUUCUUUAAACCUAUACGUGACUGUUAUAAUCCUGAAAAAUGUUGGUGUGAGAAGAUGAAUGAAUUUCACCAGUGUUCUGGUUCUUGAUCUUUAACGCAUUCUCUUUGGAAACCCUACCAUUCCUGUUUUGAUUAAAAUAGGUGAAGUGCAGUAAAACUAUACUUAUUUAUCAGUUCUUCAGUUAACUUUUUAGCACCGGUGAUGUUAAUUAAGUUAUUAGAUUUCCCUAAAGAACUUGUAACAACUCAAAAAGACCACAGUUGAGCAUCAUUUCUAUAGGUGGGAGGGGCUUUUCCUGAGGUAUAGCAGUACUAGUCCAGGGAAAAUGUUAUGAACUAAACUAAAAUGAUGAACUGUUUUAAGUAGAUGGUAGGAACAAAUCAGAAUAUAUCUGCUUUCUGGGUAAAACUUCCAAGUUUACUAUUUCUUAUUUGAUAAAUAGAUUUAAGCCAAUUAAUUAGUAAGAAAUUAAUGAAACUACCUUAUUUUAUAUUUAGCUUAAGGUGGAAUACUUUAAAGGACCAUGUUUGUUAUUUUAAUACUCUGAGUAAAAAAGUGACAUAUAGUGUAAACGGUAUUUAUGAGAAAUAGCAACAUGUUUAGCAACAAUGCAGUCAGUCCCUUAAGACCAGCCAGCCUUGAAUGAAAUGGGAUGGCUAAACAUCCAGUAGUCUUCUAUUUUAAGAGGAAUUGAGAAUUUCAGGUAAUAAAUAUUAUAUAUUCCAAGUUUGGAGGCAAGCUCACAGCAAAAGCCUGCUUUUCAGUUCUGAAGAUUCUUUCAUUGUCCAUUUUCAAGACAUUUCUGAAGUUAUUCCUACUUGGAUAUUAUUGAUUGAAUUGGCUUAAUAUGGUACAAUAAUAAAACACUCACAAAAGUUUAAACAUCAGAUAAAAAUUUAGAAAGGCCAUUGCUCUGUAAACCCUAUUAACUUACUCUGUAAGAAUACAUUCUAAGUUAUAUAUAGUCCAUUAUAUUGUUCAUGGUGUUCUAGGACCCAAGUGAGCUGUAAUAUUCAGUUCAUUCAUAGCAUUGUUUUCUCUUAAUGUAGGGUUUGGCCUAAUUUGGGGUGAAUUGUUUAUUUCUUCUGAGAACCUCACUCUGAAUAGUUAUCAACAUUACCAAGCUGUCUAAUCCAGAAUUAGCUACUGUACAAGUUACUGUUGACUGUAUUUCCAUUUUCUGUUUAGCCCAGUGUUACAAAGGUAAGCAAGGGCAAUGAGCAUGCCAACUUUUGUCACUUUUAUAGGACGUUGUGGCAGUUUUAGAGGCUUUCCAGAAAGCAGUCCUCAGACCAGGGAGAGCCAGAACAGGUCUGGAGACUAGAAAAGAUCUAUACUUGUACUGUUGCCACUUUAAAAAGUACUGAUGUGAAUUCAAAUUAUACCUCUGUUACUUCAAGCCAACAGUUUUCAGGCAGUAGUUUUACUGGCCAUUUGAACUCUUUGUACAGUGUCAAUUUGUAAAAAAAAAAAAAAAAAAAGAAAAGAAAAGAAAAGAAGAAAAAAAUCAAAACAUGAGAUAACAUUAUAAGACUUCCAAAUCAGAGAAGCACCUCAAAUUAUUUUGUUUGAAUUAAUUUUUAAAAAUGUAAAGCAGUUACUUGUUUAGAUAUUUUGUUAAUUAUUAUUUCCAUGCUUGAGUUCUGUGCAAUAUUUUCCAUUAUGUCCACUGACAGGACAAAGAAAAUUCAAAGUGAAUACCUUAUUUAGAAGUGUUAACUUUCAUGCUCAAUAAACAAAUUCCCUGCAAUUGUUUUUUUAUUUCACCCAAUUUUUACAUUUUAAGAACAUCUAUAAUGAAUUAUAUAUUUGAUUUUUUUUAACUAAAAGUAUUCCUUAUUUUUCAUAGUUUAGAUUUCUCCCUUUUUUUAGCAGAAAGGAACAUGACUAUAUAAUCAAGAUUUAAAAAUCUAACUAGAAUAGGGUGUUUCUCUAAAGAAAUAAAAAUAUGUGUUGUAUAAACCAGUAUAAAUUCUUUGCAUUUCACUCUUAAAGUAUUUACAUAUAUGGGCAUCAUAAAAUUUAGUUCAAAAUGUAUAACUCAAAAAAGAUUGUCAAUAGAUAAAAUGCUCUUAUAUAUACAUGGGAAAUUUUUAGUUAGAGAUAAUGGAGCUUAAUAAAUUUUACCAAAAUUUAAAUAAUCUUUAUACUAUCCCACAGUUCUGUGUGAACUACACAUAAUAUUUAAGUAUAAAUAUUUCAUUUAAAAUGUGCUUCAAAACACUGAGAAGUGUUUGUCUAAACUUGAGUGUCUUAAUUUGAGAUGCAGAACACAGACUUCAGAAGAAGGCUAGUUUCUGAAUUACUGGAAAUGAUAGAUCACACAAAUCCUUAUAUAUAGGUUUAGAAUGGCCCCUGAAUUAAUUGAAAAUGAUCGAGUACACUGUGAGCCCUUAUCAAGAAUUAUUAGAUUUUAUUGGGUGGAUCGAUUUUUAGAAUAUGGCAGUGUAACCAUUCCAAGACAAUUACUGGCCUCCUUUAGGAAUGCCAUUGCUGUGAAUCCCUAGGGUCUUCCUUGUUUUAAAAAGUGCUGGUAUCAUAGGUUAAAGGAGGUUAAGUUAAAUUUUAAAGCAGGUAAUUUGUGGUAUAUUUUCUUUGCUCUUUCCAUUUUUCUUUCCUUUUAUGCCUAAAUAUUUUACUUUCUGAAUACUAGCUUCUUAUACACAGUGAAGUAAUUACCAGUCAAUAGAUUGAUUCAAAGUAGAGAAUUUACAGCUUCCUUGAGACGUUUCUGCCUACAUUAGUACACAUCCAGAUGAAGAGAUAUUGGCUCCUAAAAUAUCCCUGAACCUUAGAGUGGUCGUGUUCAUAAGGCUAAGACAUGCUUGAAUUGUUGGUGCAAGAAUAAGGGGCACUCAAAUUUAUGCCUUGUGACCAGGAAAGAUUAUAUCUCCUGAUUAACAUGGUGUUCUUACAAAAAUAUUCUGUCAUUGCCCACACACUGUUCACUGCUUUUUCAGGAGUGUGAGAUCUUUUCUAGAAGCCCCCUGGACUUACUUGAUUUCUAGCAGAGACUUUGGUAUACAAAGUACUCUGAAUUAUCCAGUUCGUUGAAUUAUGUUCAAUUCCUUUACUACUCUACUUGAGAAGGCUUAUCCUACAAUUUACUACAUAUUUUGGAAAAGAAGACCAGUGCAUAUCAUUGUGCCAAAUAAUUUUUCAUGAAGUUAAAAACAGCAAUUUAAAACUUUAACGCAUAAUAAAGGUAAUUAUAUCUACA
Messenger RNA from Peromyscus maniculatus bairdii (prairie deer mouse), 3999 nucleotides. The record is from RefSeq and is a predicted model, not a curated record. NCBI's taxonomy places the organism in Eukaryota, Metazoa, Chordata, Mammalia, Rodentia, Cricetidae.